This is a messenger RNA of Daphnia pulex (common water flea), 1597 nucleotides long. RefSeq lists its product as uncharacterized. The coding region runs from base 110 to 1429 and encodes 439 amino acids. The transcript has 3 exons. The record is from RefSeq and is a predicted model, not a curated record. Lineage: Eukaryota; Metazoa; Arthropoda; Branchiopoda; Diplostraca; Daphniidae.
AUGAAACGGUUCAAUCAGUUGCACGGUUGUCCUGAGUGGAAGUCGGUUAUAAAAUUCUGUUUAAAGAAAUUACACCAAAAGUUACUAUUGCAACAUAUUGCUUACCGAAAUGGGGGUUAGUGUCAAAUUUUUGCUUACUGCAGUUGUGGCUUGGAGUUUUGCUGGGCAAAUUCUGUUUAUUUGCUCCGGGGAUGCUUAUCCAACCAACGAGUUUUUCUUCCAAGAUGAGCCCCACACAUUGGUACGACGAGGUAUUGUUCAAAAGAAAUUCCAGACAUCGAAAAUCAAUAAUAAUGCAAUAAAAACAAUACUGGAUGACACGAUGAUUGAUCAAGGUAGUGGUGACGAGCCGGAUGAAGAAAUUGGAUCAGGGUUGUUAGAUGGUAGUGGUGACCAGCCAGACGGUGAAAUUGAGUCAGGGUUAGUAGAUGGUAAUGAUGGUGAACCAGAUGAAGAAUUUGAGUCAGCAUCGGUUGAUGGUAGUGGUGAUGAGCCAGAUGGAGAAAUUGAAUCAGGCUUGGUAGAUGGUAAUGAUAACGAGCAAGGUGGAGAAACUGAAUCAGAGUUGGUAGAUGGUAAUGAUGACAAGUCUGAUGAAGAAAUUGAGUCAGGAUUGGUAGAUGGUAACGGUGACAAGCCUGAUGGAGAAUCUGAACCAGGAUUUCAACCUAAACCUGAAACAACUGAGCAAAAUUCAGUUUUAAUUCCAACAAUUAGACCACCCCCACUAGAGCUGGUGUCAAUUAAAGUGUGUGGUCAACGCUAUUACUGUCCAAAAGGAAGCCGAGGUCCGUGUCCGGCCAACGAGAUUUUGGUCGAAGAAAACGGAAGUGACAAUCCAGCUGCAGAGGCGCCGUCAUAUUGCUCCGCCUAUUCAAAUUACCCAUGGGACGGUUGCUUAUCAAAAGUCAGUCAAGAAACUGAAUCUUCCUCGUUAUCGGCCAGAUGCAAUUUGAAAUCGACAGCAGAACCCUGCACCGGAUAUCCACCUAGCUACCGCUAUGAUCCUGUCACGAAAACCUGUCGUCCCGCGGCAUCUUCUAAGGGAGAUUGGCUGGUUUACGAAUGCGGUACGGAUCAAGUCUACAUCGGAUUGAAUAGACAAAUGGGUUCGUGUCAAUGCAUGAAGGAAUUUCACCUUAUUUACACUGCCGAGAAUAAAUGCUAUGAGCCUUUCACUCGCGGGCCUUGUGAGAAGAACAUGUGGCUGGUGCCAUCUAGUCGUCGUGAAGCCAAUUGUCGCCCUAGUCCUUGCCCGGAAAAACAGAUCGACGGCAAACAUUUCUACUGGAAAGGACAUUUUCACGGUCCAGCCGGAUGUUACAAACCGGGCACUCGCGGACCUUGCCCAGAAAGAAGCACGUUCAUUGUUACAGAUUACGUUUUGGGCCACGCCCGAUGCGAACGCGAUUGGAAUUUUUCCAUUUAAUUUCGUCUUACCUCACCUUCGAAUUAAAAUUAAUAAGAAUUAGUAAACAAAUUUACUGCCAAAACUAUGGUAGUUUCACUAGUUUGACAGACUGUGAAUAAAAAUUACAAUUGUUUGAAAAAUGAUUUCAUUGCAAAAUAAAAGUACACUACAUUUCAAGACACAUAA